This is a messenger RNA of Rhinichthys klamathensis goyatoka, 1036 nucleotides long. RefSeq names its product apolipoprotein B mRNA editing enzyme, catalytic polypeptide-like 2b (gene apobec2b). Gene Ontology annotation, molecular function: cytidine deaminase activity; RNA binding. Gene Ontology annotation, cellular component: nucleus; cytoplasm. Gene Ontology annotation, biological process: cytidine to uridine editing. The transcript is spliced from 2 exons. Lineage: Eukaryota; Metazoa; Chordata; Actinopteri; Cypriniformes; Leuciscidae. The record is from RefSeq and is a predicted model, not a curated record. The coding region runs from base 192 to 1013 and encodes 273 amino acids.
GUCUCCCUCCCUUGUGCGUUCUCUGACCAGCUCCUGUUUGUGACAGUGAGUUAUCUUUAUCUUCAUCUUCAACUCUCAGACUUAGGAACAUAUUCAGCCUGUCAUCUCUCUGACUCACACACACACACUGAAUCAACAGCGCCUCUCACACGCUCCCAUCUAGCAGACUCAUUUCAUCGCACAGCUAAAUCAUGGCAGACAAAAAGGACAGCAAGACUCCCAGUAAAGGCAGUGUGGUGAAAAAGAAAGAGAAGAAAGUGGAGAAAGUAGAGAGUAAACCUCAAAAGGAGAAAGAAAAGAACAAGGUUAAAGAUGAAAAGAUGACAAAGAAGCCGGAGAAGACCCUAGAAAAUCAGCAAAAAGAUGAGGAGAUGCCACAGGGAAAUGGGGAGAUAGCAGAAGGAGCCAAAGGCCCUGUCAAAGAUGAGGAGUUUGAGCUGGAGCCUAUGGAGCUGCCUCCAUUUGAGAUCAUUGUAGGAGACAGAAUGAACCCCACCUUCUUCAAGUUCCAGUUUAAAAACGUGGAAUAUUCUUCCGGGCGCAAUAAGACCUUCCUGUGCUACCAGGUAGACAUUCAAGGGGGCGCUACAGAGAAAGACGGCCUUCGUGGUUACCUGGAGGAUGAGCAUAAGGGUUCACACGCUGAAGAGGCCUUCUUUCACCAGGUGCUGGCCUAUUACGACAAGUCACUCCAGUACACAGUGACCUGGUACACGUCCUCGAGCCCUUGCGCAGCCUGCGCUGCUAAGCUUAUCGAGAUCUUGCAAGCACGCAAGUCACUGCGCCUUAAUAUCCACUGCUCCCGCCUUUUCCAGUGGGAGGAACCAGAGAUACAGGCCGGACUUCAGGCGCUAGCUAGGGCGGGAUGUAAACUACGCAUGAUGAGGCCUUUGGAUUUUGCGUAUGUUUGGUCUACUUUCGUUGAGAACGAGGAAGAUAACUUUGCACCAUGGGAAGACUGUCAAGAUAGCUAUGAUUAUUAUGAUGAGAAGUUGUGUGAUAUUUUAAAGUAGGAUAAAGAGCCGCUGCUGGCCUA